Molecule: messenger RNA, 2799 nt
Organism: Pogonomyrmex barbatus (red harvester ant)
Lineage: Eukaryota; Metazoa; Arthropoda; Insecta; Hymenoptera; Formicidae
Gene: Fbw5
Product: F-box and WD repeat domain containing 5
Biological process (GO): protein ubiquitination
Cellular component (GO): SCF ubiquitin ligase complex; Cul4-RING E3 ubiquitin ligase complex
Molecular function (GO): protein binding
Source: RefSeq, a predicted model, not a curated record
UAAAUAGAAAGAUAAGUGUAAAGUAUAAAAGGUUCAAUAAGAACAAAUCUUUUUUUCAAUAUUUAUUUCAUUUCAAAGGCGAAAGGUGUUAAAGAUUUCAAGUAGACCAAACGGUUCGCUAUCUGUGUUGCAUCGUGACAGAAGACGAGUGACCAGACCACGGGAGACGCGUUCCUCCACAAUAUCGAGGCGUUCCGAAAUUUAUCGAAAAAGUGCGCACGGAUCUUUCUAUCCGUGAACGUAUGAUCGGGCACGAAUUAGCACAAAUGCGUGCCGCUUACGAGAUGCAACGGCUCGUAUCAUAUUUUUACCGUGUGCGUUGUUGUGCGACGUGAUGCACUCGAUCGUGAACGUCCGUGAAGAGUGGCGCGCAACUGACCACGAGAUUCUAACCUAGGUCGAGCUCGCGUAUCCUUAGCGUAGCGUGGCGUGACGUGACGUGACGUGACGACGACUGCCGAGCAGUAACUGACAGAUAUCAGCUGUUCCAGUAAAUAUACCGCCGCGCACGGCAGCGAUGGACGGCGUCGAGGAUGCCGCGCUGGUCGCCGACCAGACCGCCGAGGAGAAUAUCAGCGAGUCGGACGAUGGCAGCGAGUAUUCGUCACGUAGUGACUACGACUACAAUUGGUAUGUAAUGUCCGAUUCGAUUCUCCUAAGCAUCUUCCAGUACCUGACACCAAGGGAGUUGAUGACCGCGGGCGAAGUAUGUCAAUCGUGGUACAGAGUGUCGCGUGACGAGUUCCUGUGGAAAUAUUUAUUUUAUCGGACAUACAAGAUAGAUCCGGACGUCGGCAUCGUGCCAGGAAAAACUUCUUGGUUGGGAGAAUUCAAACGUUUGGCAUAUCACACUCCGUUGAUAGAAACUGAAAUUCUUAAAGAACAUUCGCAUCAGGUUUUACACGUGAGUUUUUCUCAUAAUGGCAAAAUGUUUGCAACAUGUUCAAAAGAUGGAUAUAUUCUCGUAUGGCAAAGUCAGUAUCCUGUUACUAUAAAAUAUUCACAUGACAUGAAAACAUUUAGUUGGAAAUAUACACAAUUUUCUCAGUUUAAUUGUACAGAUACAUUACUUCUCGUCUCUGGUGUUCAUUUUGGUACACCUCAUAGUACUUCAGGAGAAAUAGCAGUAUUCAGAGUAGCCCCUGGGUUUGACCUCCAGUGUAGAGUAGUGAAUAAGCCAUAUGACAUAUUUGGUACAUGGUACAGUGAACGUUACCUUUUAAGUGGAAAUCUGCAUUGGUUAGCACAUUUGGUCAGUACCAGUGUAGUUUGGCUUAAUAAGGCAAAUCAGGAAUCAGCUAGCGAACAUGUGCCCAUUAUGACACAGCUCUUUAGGUUCUAUAAUGGAAAUGCUUCCUCGAUUAGAGCAAUAAUGGUUGCAAAUUGUCUAGCACCUGCUCCAGCUGAAUCCACUGAACAGCAAAACCAACCAUCUUCCUCGAAUACAAAGGAAGAAAAAGGAAAUCCACCAAGUCACAAGGAUUUGCUAUCACCUUCGGACGAGCCUAAUAGUUCGCAGGAUCAGGAAGAACCAAUAUACUACAUUACAUCAUCGAGAAUACAAUAUAGUAAAUUAGAAGGUGCAUUUUCGAAUUGGAGAAAACUUGGUGAUGGUUUUGAAUAUGCUAGUCCUAUACAGUACAACCAGGAGUAUAGGCAAGUUGAGAUGCAGAAGAAGACGCACGAAAGUGACAGCGAAAGUGAGAAUCCACAGUGGGAAGAGGAGAGCGAAUCUGGAGAAUCUUCAAUAAUCGAAGAAUGUGAUACAGACGAGUUAGCCAAUAAUCCCGAAAAACUUCUUAUUUUUACAACUGGCUCAAAGACGUAUACUCCGCAUAAAGUUGGCUUUAAAAGAAUCAAAUUGGUCACUUUCCCAAGAAGAUUGGAUCCAGGACCAUCACUGCGCGAGAGGAUAGCGCAGCGAGAGAGGGAGCGAGAAAGACAGAAUACUCCGUCGGUAGAAGAUUGGUUAAAUUAUGAAUCCGUGGCAGACAAAUUUGAUAAGAUAGAUCAUCUGAUUGAUCUACAUGGACACAUCAUUGGAAUGGGACUUUCUCCUGAUCAUAGAUAUCUUUAUGUAAAUACAAGGCCAUGGCCAAAAGGUUAUGUUAUUACCAAUCCUUUACAACCACCGCCAAUAGCACAAGAAAUUGACAUACAUGUAAUCGAUUUGGUGACUCUGAAGCAAGUUGGCACAAUGUUGAGAGCACAUAAAGCAUAUACGCCUAAUAAUGAAUGUUUCUUUAUAUUCCUUGAUGUAUGUAAUGAAUAUGUAGCAAGUGGUGCAGAAGAUAAACAUGGUUACUUAUGGGACAGACAUUAUGGAAUCUGCUUAGCAAAAUUUCCCCAUAGUGAUGUAGUCAAUUCAGUAGCUUUUAAUCCACGCGAUCCUGAAAUGUUAGUUACGACUAGCGAUGACUAUACAGUUAAAAUAUGGCGGAGUCGGGCAAUGGUAAAGACUUUAGGUUUAGAUGAAAAGUCCUAUCGCAGGGGGAUGGAAGUGCGAAAAAGACGUAUGUUUCAGAGAAGUGGUACUAAUAUUGACUGAUUAAAAACUAUUAAAUUUCCGAUUUAAACAUUUAUUUUUACAAGAUCUUAGAAGUAUAUUUUGCACUUAAGUUGUACUAUACAAAAUCGUCCAGAAUACUAUUAUUGCGUAAAAGCACAAAUAUGAUGAGAAUAUAUUUUUUGAUUAUCUGAGAUUAUGCAAAUGCAUACGCAGAAUUUCAUUUUUUGGUAAUAUAAUAUAGAAUCUCUCAUUAGAUAAGUAUCUCUAUUUUGAAGAAAAAAAAAAAAAAA